Saitoella complicata NRRL Y-17804 is the source of this 490-nucleotide messenger RNA. RefSeq lists its product as uncharacterized. The record is from RefSeq and is a predicted model, not a curated record. The transcript has a single exon. NCBI's taxonomy places the organism in Eukaryota, Fungi, Ascomycota, Saitoellomycetes, Saitoellales, Saitoellaceae. Bases 114 to 356 code for a protein of 80 amino acids.
GGCCCGUCCAGUGCGGUGUACUGGAAAAGUCCCUGUUUUCGACAUCACGAGCUUGGCGGCUGGCUCUCUUGGACAUAUUUUACGGGAUCGCUUUUCUGGCGCUGUUCGUCUUGAUGCAUUACGGGCUGGUCAAACAAUGGGCAUCCCUUUCGAGUUCAUUCUUAAGUGACACCAAGAGUUUGUAUGAUAAUCCUGGAUUGGCUCUCUUUUCUAUGGACUGUACUACGUCGAACGGACCCGUAGCCGGAGUGAUGUUGGCAAAUUUGCCGCAGCUGGCGUUUUCUGCGUGGUAUUUCCUUUUCAACCGUCAACUCACGCGCAUAUGUUUGGAAAACGAAUGGAGGAGGUUCUACUAGAAAAGAAAGCGCGUUCGUGUCACUUACCAUACAGAGCUGAGCAGCAGGCGCACGCGUUGGCUUCAGCUGCCAUUUCCCGUCACCGUCGUAUCAAUUGUGCUCAAUGUGUUCCUGCAAACGCUCAUGUCACAAAC